This is a messenger RNA of Hyla sarda, 6534 nucleotides long. It is a transcript of the gene ITGA7, whose product is annotated as integrin subunit alpha 7. NCBI's taxonomy places the organism in Eukaryota, Metazoa, Chordata, Amphibia, Anura, Hylidae. Gene Ontology annotation, cellular component: integrin complex; external side of plasma membrane. Gene Ontology annotation, molecular function: integrin binding. The transcript has 25 exons. The coding region runs from base 263 to 3574 and encodes 1103 amino acids. The record is from RefSeq and is a predicted model, not a curated record. Gene Ontology annotation, biological process: leukocyte migration; cell-matrix adhesion; integrin-mediated signaling pathway.
CAGCAGUAGUAUUAUCCUGUGAGGCGGUGUCUCAGUGUCGUCCUCGUCCACCUGCUUGUCCCGCCCGCCUGUGUGUGGUAACAGGGGGGGCUUGUCCAGUGCUCCGCCCGCUCUCAGCCUGUACUGUGCCGCCUGGGUGACAGACAGCAGCGGGCAGGGGCUGCACUCCUCCUAGUGACCUUGUCCGGGGCUCAGCUGGUGCACACUGGCAGGAGGGGGGUCCCCGCAGCGCUUCACCCACCACAGCUCCUCCGCAGACACUAUGCCCGCAGCAUGGGCAGCGCUCCUCACCCUGUGCCAGCUGAUGUCUGGGGGCAGGGGCUUUAACCUGGAUGUCACACACACACUCGCCAAGGAUGGGGACGGGGGCAGCUUAUUUGGAUUCUCUGUAGCCCUGCACAAGCAGCUGAGACCGGAGCCCAUCAACUGGCUCUUGGUUGGCGCUCCACAGGCAGCAGCUUUACCAAAUCAGUUUUCAAACAGAACCGGUGGGCUCUAUGGAUGUCCGCUGACUGCAGAGGCCAAAGACUGUGUGCGGAUUGACAUUGAUGACGAAGUGGAUCAAAAUCGAGAAAGUAAAGAAAACCAGUGGCUUGGAGUCACAUUAAAAAGCCAAGGUCCUGGGGGGAAGAUAGUGACAUGUGCUCAUCUCUACGAGUCCCGACAAAGAGUAACACAAGCCUCAGAAACAAGAGAUGUGAUUGGUCGCUGCUUUGUCCUGAGUGAAGAUCUGACGGUCAGCGAUGAUCUGGAUGGAGGGGAAUGGAAGUUCUGUGAGGGUCGACCACAAGGACAUGAAAUGUUUGGGUUCUGCCAACAAGGAAUGUCAGCUGGAUUCACCUCAGACAACCAUUAUAUCAUGUUUGGGGCACCUGGAACCUACAACUGGAAAGGUGAGCUGCGCGCGGAGCUCUUUAACCAAACCAUUCUGGAGCUUGGUACUUACGAUGAUGGGCCUUAUGAAGUUGCUGGGGAAAACAGCCAGAAACCUGAAUUGAUCCCUCUGCCAUCCCACAGUUAUCUUGGUUUCUCAGUGGACUCAGGGUGGGGGGUGACAGGGCGGAACAAGCUGAGCUUUGUGAGCGGAGCUCCCCGGGCCAAUCACACGGGGGCUGUGGUUAUUCUGCGCAGGGAAGGGGGAAGCCAACUUGUUCCAGAACUGACUCUAUGGGGAGAAACUCUGGCCUCAUCCUUUGGGUACUCAGUAGUAAUGGAGGAUCUCAAUAAUGAUAGUUGGACAGAUCUGUUGGUGGGAGCCCCAAAUUUCUUCUCACGCAAGGAUGAGAUCGGUGGAGCUGUCUACGUGUACAUGAAUAAAGGUGGAAUACUUAACAGCUCUCCCCCUAUUCGGCUGAAUGGAACUGAUGGAUCCAUGUUUGGAUUAACUAUAGAAAGCUUGGGAGACAUCAACCAGGAUGGAUUUAAAGACAUUGCAGUAGGGGCACCAUUUGAUGGAAGUGGGAAGGUGUUCAUAUACCUUGGAAGUAAAACAGGAUUAGUGACCAAACCCGUGCAGGUGUUGGACGGAAUUAGCGUUGGUGUAAACACCUUUGGCUACUCCUUGUCUGGAGGUCUAGACAUUGAUGGAAACUCAUAUCCGGACCUUGCCGUAGGAUCUUUAGCAGACACUGUGGUCCUCUACAGGUCACGUAAUGUUAUCCGUGUCUUUAAAGAUGUAACCAUAACUCCACAAAACAUUGAUCUAGAACAACAAAGCUGCAAGCAUGGACCUGGGGUCUGUGUGGAAUUUAGGGUAUGCUUCAGCUACACCUCUUUUCCAGCAAACUACAAUCCCAAAAUCAUUCUAAAGUGUGUAUUUGAAGCUGAGACAAGUAGAAGGCAACAAGCAAAGGCCAGUCGGGUAUAUUUUGUACAGCGGAAACCCAGUGAUCCAGAAUAUCAGUCCAGCAGCACUGUGGAGCUUCACAAGCAGUCCUCCAGCCGCUGCACUACUGCAGUAUUCCAGCUACAGGAGGAUAUUAGAGACAAACUUCGAUCAAUCCCAGUCACUCUGACAUACAAUAUAGUAGAAGCACGGAAUAGAAGACAAUCUUCAGUGGAUUCUUUACCUACUCUUAUGCCUAUUCUGAGUGAAGAAGAACCCAAUGUCUACAACACAGAGGUACACUUCUUGAGGGAGGGUUGUGGAGAAGACAAAAUCUGUCAUAGUAACCUGCAGUUGAAUUACACUUUCUACUCUCGUGUGGGCAAGGCUGACCAGUUUGUACCCCUGCCUGUGGAGAACAAGAUUCCAGUGUUUUCCCUGACAGACCAGAAGGAUGUGGUGCUGAAGAUCACAGUUAGUAAUUUUCCAUCUGACCCUUUGCAUCCACACCUUGAUGGAGAUGAUGCUCACGCGGCUCAGCUCAUCGCCACCUUCCCUGAAACCAUGUCCUACUCCGGCGUUCGUCCGGCAGCUUUGGCGACGGACAAGUCAGUGUUUUGCGUUUCCAAUGAGAACGCAUCCCAGGCAGUAUGUGAACUUGGCAACCCUAUGAAGAGAAAUGCUGAGGUAACUUUCUACAUGGUUAUCAGCACACAGGGAAUUACUCUGGAGACCACAGAGUUGGAAGUGAUGCUAGAGCUGGCUACGAUCAGUGAGCAAAAAAACCUUACUUCUGAGUAUGCCAAAGCCAAAGUGAUUAUUGAACUUCCUCUGUCUGUCUCUGGGGAGGCCACGCCUAACAGACUGUUUUAUAGUGGGGAGGUAAAGGGUGAGUCUGCAAUAAAAAAUGAAGAUGAUGUGGGCAGCCCAGUGGAUAUUGAAGUUACCGUCUCAAACAGAGGAAAGUCUUUACGCACAUUGGGCUCUGCCUACCUAAACCUUAUGUGGCCACAUGAAUUGGCCAAUGGAAAAUGGCUGCUGUACCCAAUGAAGAUUCAUUUAAAGGAGAAGGCUCAGUCAGGCCGCACCAUGGAGUGCAGCCCCAUAAGUGCAGUCAACCCCCUUAGACUGGAUACAACGAGAUCAGACUCCAGUUCAUUGGUGCCCACUGCAAGUCAGCGUUCUGCAAGCCGAUGGUCGCUAGCCUAUCCGGCUAAGAAAAAAGAUGUUGUUUUGGACUGUGAUCAGGGAACCGCACACUGUGUAGUCUUUAGAUGUCCUCUGUACAGUUUUGACCAGCAGGUGGUGCUCAAUGUUCAUGGACGGCUUUGGAACAGCAGCUUUUUAGAGGAUUAUCCAUCUGGCAUCAACAUAGAAUUGUUAAUCCGGGCAAACAUUACUGUCAAGUCCAGUAUUAAGAAUCUUGUGUUACGAGACGCUACAACACAGAUUUCUGUGAAGCUGUAUUCCGACCUCGAUGUUGCGGUUCACGGAGGAAUUCCCUGGUGGAUUAUCCUUAUUGCAGUGCUGGCUGGCAUACUGCUACUCCUGCUGUUAGUGUUAAUCCUCUGGAAGUGUGGUUUUUUUAAGAGGAAAAGUUACCAGGAUGAGAAGCUCCCACAAUACCAUGCUGUGAAAAUUCCCCGGGAAGAGCGACCCAUGGUCCUAGAGGAGAAGACAGGGACCAUUCAAAAGAAAGACUGGGUGACAAAUUGGACUGAAGAUGGGUCUGCAAACAAUGUUUCAUAACGCCAUCUUUCUUCUUGGACUCUGACCCUUCCUGUGAACUAUCCUCGUAAUGGGAAGGCAGGAUCCUUUGGUUUUGGGUGGUUUCUUAUAGAUUUGGUUUUAUGCUGUUUUGUAUAUAGAGAAAUGACUAUAUUUGGAGCCAUCUCUGCUGCUUACAUUGCUAAGAUCCAUCAGUCACAUCUGUGGCAUCAGCACAUUACAGCCUUUUGGAGUGAAAUCAAGGGAAAUACGUCUUAUUGCAAAUCCAGAAUCUUCAUAGAAUAAUACUGGCUCCGACUGAAGAAUAGGAAAAAGUGCUGUGCAGCCUUCUAAAUAUGGAGACCAUUGUGGAUAUAUUCCUUCCUGCAGUCAUUGUCACUGAUACUGGUAAAUCACUGGUUGCCUGCAAGUCUACAGCCCGGGAGACUUUCAGGAUUGUACAGAUAAAUAGCUUGGACAUUGAUAGAAAAUAAUCACAAGACUAUAAAAUAGUAUAAAAACUUGACAUUAUGAAAUGUAUAUAUGUAAGAGUGAACAUUAGCUUAUAACCUCCACGCCCAGCUUGUACAGCCUGAACUUGUAUAGCAUUUCAAGUCUGAAUGGUUUGACCAUCAUGAGAUAUCUCCAGAGACUGGUCACACGAAUACAAGUCAGUAAUACUGAGUAUUAGUGAGUGCCUUUAUGGAUGGUUUACUGACAAUGUAGUGCAUAUCGAUAGCUCAAUUUUCAUGACAAUCCAGGUAAUACAUCUGCUGAUAUAAUGGUACGAUUGCUGACAUAGUCGUCAAGAUAACUCUAAUAAAGACUAAUUGUAUGAACUGUUGAUCAUUGGUCUCCAACCUGAGGCUCUUCAGCUGUUGGGUGAUUUUAGCCCCCAGUAUGACAUGCUGAUAGUUGUAGUUCACCGACAGCUUGAGAGCCACAGGUUGGAGAACACUAAUCCAAACCACUGUUACUGGUUCAUUUUUUAAGGUGUCUACAAAUAGAUAUUAAAAGAAGCCUCUUUAAACAGAGAUCGUAUAGAUCAUAAUCACUGCUCAUUUAAUAUGUCACUAUUGUUGGUUACCCAUAGUGUAAUGUUUUGAUUUGAUUGUAUGUAUAGGUAUUCUAAGGACCAACAUUGAUGGCGGAUAGACACCAGGACAUGUCUAUAGAGCUAAAGCUGAGAAACACUGGCUGAGCCAUAGAUGGAGUAUAGUUUUGUGUAUCAACAUGUUUUGAGCUUGUUUCUAUUACUGUACUAAUGGACUCACCUUUGACAUUGGCACUGUAGUUUAUCACAAAAACAGCCUUUACUUAUAUACAGUACACUUUCAUCUCUUCCACAAAUAGCAUUUAUUACUGCACACCUUCUAUAGCGGAGUUACGGAGCUUUGAUGACUUUAAAGGGGUACUCCACCCCUAGACAUCUUAUCCCUAAUACAAAGGAUAGGGGUUAAGAUGCCUAAUCAUUGGUGGGACCCCCGCGAUCUCCCUGCUGCACCCGGCAUUCAUAUAGAGCAUUGGGUGCAGUGCCGGAGGCUCGUGACAUCAGAGCCAUGGCCUCUCGUGGCGUCACGGCCACGCCCCCUCAAUGCAAGUCUAUGGGAGGGGGUGUGACUCCCAUCACAGCCCCUCCCAUAGACUUGCAUUGAGUGGGCAUGGCUGUGACAUCACGAGUCUCCGCCCUGCGAUGCCAGAGUCCGUCACAGAGCGAAGUUCACCGGGACCCCCGUGGUCAGACAUCUUAUCCCCUAUCCUUUGGAUAGGAGAUAAGAUGUCUAGGAGCGGAGUAGGUAAAUAUUAUGAUUGUUGGAACAUGUGCUCUUGUUAUGUAUGGGCACUCCCUGAGAAUGAACAAUACAUGAAUUACCCAUUAUAGUACAGAUGGAAUUCUGUAUGAUUGAACAUUAAAGAAGGUGUAUGUCAUUUUUAUAUCAGAAUUGUGGUAAUGAAAUAGCCGGAUCAUAAACAUUGUUUUGGCAGUUAUAUUGUAUUACUAUUGUUUUAUUAGCAGUUAAUACAAGCCAAUGGAUGCACUACAAUUCGCUUCAGGCAUCAAUUUAUAUCCUAUCAAGUGAUGACAUAGAAUUUUACCCAAUAGCCACUUUAGGGAAUCACCAGCGGUCCUUUGAAAAAUUUGUCCGACUUAAAAUCCCAUGCUUACAUACACACGUAUGAAAUUUCUAUAGCAAAAUAUGUACAUUGGGCUGAGUGCAGAGAGUGUUAUAUUGGUAAACAAUAUAUAGCAUUGGGGGGAGGAGAAGAUAUAUAGGAAGGAGCACAAUUGAGUGUAUUGAGCUAUGGGCUUGUACAGGGCAACACCCCUACAAAAAGUUUUCACUCUCAGGAAACCCCUAAUACCAUUCCUUCCACAGGAACGCUUGGUGUAAAGGUGGGUUAAGCAAUCUAUAUUUCUUGUUCUGGCUGAGUAGGCCCGAAAUCAGUUUGCCUUCUCGGUCGUAAAAGUGACAUAUCUUGUUUCUGUGUUCUGGGAACCUCUGAUCAGGACUGAUGGAACCCCGGUUGGGAAACACUGAACUAGUAAAUAAGUACAUAUUGUAUUUUUUCCAUUACAUCUUGGAAGACCGUACACUUUAAGUGCUAAAAAGCACCAUGAUCACCACAAUAAAGGAAAGGAUCAAUCUGAUCAAGUACUUUUCUAUAUUUUUAUUAUACUUGAUAGUGGAAGAUACCAACAUAAGAGCCAUUCUGUCUGGGAACUUGUAAAAGUCUACUGGAAAUCAACUGUGCCUUUGAAUAUAGAACUGAAUGCGUCCUCCGUCAAGUCUUGUACUCAUAGAUGAUCACUGUGAUCUCUUCUUUUCUCCUGUUCCAAUGUAAAUGUCAUCUUAACAAGGUGCUGGGGCCUUUACACUGGAUGUGAUAUGUAUAUGACCAGUGCAUACUGUAAUUUAUAUUCAAUAUUUUUGUCAUGACAAAUGAGGCUAAUGCAAAAACCUUAGAAAAUGGUUACCUGAAUAAAUAUAUUUCUACAUUAA